AAUCGGAUCACGAUCAAGCAGUUGAGGCAAACCCAGAGACAACCAGCAACGUUGUUGUACCGGCAGCUGAAAUUUCCCCAUCGUCGCAGCAGAACUCCCCCGGCAGUGUCACGUCUUCCACAACUUUUCCGCGGAACAAACAAAUCCUGCGCGCUGCGACGGAGGGUUUGGAGACGCGAAAUCGGCCUAAGCCACCCGAACAGGACAAAAUCAACCGGCGGUUUUCGGAGGUGGUGCACACGCAGAUCCGCACCAACAUCCCGGAGAUUCAGAAGAUCAGCGUGA
This is a messenger RNA of Amoebophrya sp. A120, 285 nucleotides long. The record is from the annotation of a GenBank genome assembly. NCBI's taxonomy places the organism in Eukaryota, Dinophyceae, Syndiniales, Amoebophryaceae.